AUGGACCACGCCGGAUACGCGCAUGAGGACCCCCAUGCCUGGCAGGGCGCGGGUCAUAAUGGUGGCCCUGACGGUCAUGACGGUCAAUAUGGCCAAGACGGUCAAUAUGGUCAAGACGGUCAAUAUGGUCAAGACGGUCAAUAUGGUCAAGACGAUCAAUAUGGUCAAGACGAUCACUACGGUCAAAACGGCAAACAUGGUCUCGCUGGGAACCAAGGAAACCAAAUGAAUGGUCAAGGCGGCGAUCAGUCUGGCUCGUGGGACUUGAUCAUAUCGCAGAUACACAUCCAAGUCGACACCUAUGAGCACCACAUGAGCAACCCGACGUCCGACGAAGACCAGCAAAACAACCUGCGCAAGGUCCUGAAAGAAAUCAAACGCCUCGCGCGGCAACUGCGACAGAUCGAUCCCAGCAGCCAAGAGGCCGAGACCUACUACAAGUUGGCCAAGCACGCACAGAGGGGGAAAUAUGCGGGUGAGCACGACGACGAGGACAACACGAGCGAGACGGUCGAGUACAAACUGGAACUGAUGUACGAGUCUGAAGACGAGUCCGGCAUGGACUCGGAUUCGGAGGCCGGAGACGACGACAGCCAAGGGCAAGGCUGGGGCGAGGACCACCAGGACCAAGGCUGGGAUGGUAAUGGGGAAGACGGAGGCUAUGGGGAUGGCUAUGAAGAGGGCGACCACCAGGGCCACGACCACCAAAAUGGCGACUAUCAGGGCCACGACCAUCAGGGAGGUUACCAGCAUGGUGGCGAGCAUCAGGAUGGUGACUAUCAGGGCGAUGACUACCAGGGAGGCGAUGACCAGUAUGGCGAUCAGGACCACCAGGGCCACUACCACGACCAUGAUCAGCAGCAACAUGGCGGACAGUACCAUGACCAUCAACAACACCAGGGAGGCGAUGAUGAUUACGACCAGCCACAGUACUCACCACACCCCCAUGACGGUUACUAG
Fonsecaea erecta is the source of this 960-nucleotide messenger RNA. RefSeq lists its product as hypothetical. Bases 1 to 960 code for a protein of 319 amino acids. The record is from RefSeq and is a predicted model, not a curated record. The transcript has 2 exons. NCBI's taxonomy places the organism in Eukaryota, Fungi, Ascomycota, Eurotiomycetes, Chaetothyriales, Herpotrichiellaceae.